This is a messenger RNA of Colletotrichum destructivum, 939 nucleotides long. Its product is annotated as Putative amidoligase enzyme. The record is from RefSeq and is a predicted model, not a curated record. The coding region runs from base 1 to 939 and encodes 312 amino acids. Lineage: Eukaryota; Fungi; Ascomycota; Sordariomycetes; Glomerellales; Glomerellaceae. The transcript has 2 exons.
AUGGCCGAAUAUCAGCCCUUCAACUUUGGGUUUGAACUUGAGCUGUCUCUCAACAGCAAAAAGAAGCACAAGUCAUGGCUCUUGAUGGCCCAUGAUACCGGCGGUCGUCUGGCCAAGAAGGGAGUGAGAAACCAUGUCAAGGAGAAGGUGGACGGGAACUACCGGAAGUGGUCUGUUGUUCAGGAGAUCACAAUUCCUCAGGACCCGGCCAAGAACAACUGGGCCCUUGAGCUAGUGUCUCCCGUGUUCGGAUUGGACUCGCCCUGGCUGAGCGACACCGAUCACAUCUUCUCCGCCAUCCAAAAAUCCUCUUCUAUACAGAAGGUUCCCCAGUGCAGCACGCAUGUUCACGUCAGCCUGGCUGAUCGAGACUUCACCACGUUCCAGCUGGCGUGCCUGGGAAAGGCAAUCCUUACCUACGAAUCUUGCUUCGACGCCUUGGUUCCCAAAGACAGAACAUCCGCGUACUGGUGCCAGAGCAACCGCCGGAACCCUGUGCUGUCCCGCUGCCAGUCCCUCCAAGAAUGCCUCGACCUCCUCGACGUGGCUUCGCAGCGAGGCACAUCCGCCGUCGUCGAGACCAUGUGCCUGUUCCCGGCCUCCAGCGCCUACGGACGCGCCCACGGACGGAAGAAGGACUUUGUCCACGGCAAAGUCUACAAGUGGAACUUUGCUCGCUUGCUGGGUCAUGACAACAGCCGGACCAUCGAGUUUCGACAGCCUCCCGGCAGCACCUGCAUGGAAGAUGCUGUCGGAUGGGUCUUAUUGACUUUGACGUUCGUCGCGGGGGCGACUGGAGGUGGCAAUUGCAUCGGCUCGUUGGAGUCUGGCGGUGAUGACCGGCUAGAAUUUUGGCAUCUUCUUUGUCACGGUGCGGGGGUCUUCGGGCUUGAUCCGUUCUUGCUUGACGUUUUGAGGAACUUUCUGAGCCGUGUAUGA